Molecule: messenger RNA, 3141 nt
Organism: Blepharisma stoltei
Lineage: Eukaryota; Ciliophora; Heterotrichea; Heterotrichida; Blepharismidae
Source: the annotation of a GenBank genome assembly
AUGAAGUGCGAAGAGUGCGAUUCAGACAACGCAAUUUAUUUCUGUGCUGAGUGUGACCAAGGUCUUUGCCCCACCUGUGAUGAAGCUCUCCACAAGGGCGGAAAAAGAAAAUCCCAUAUAAGGCCAAAGAUCUGCAAUUCAUGCCGAAACAUUGCUGUGAUGAGAUGCGAAACCUGCGACAUUUCGGCUUGUGAAAACUGCGAAGUGUCCCAUGUAAACCAUUCCAAAGAGACUUUUGAGUCCCCAAAGCAGCUUGGGGUGUUUUGGGAUUUUGGGUCAUGCAAACCAUCACGUGCUGAAGAUAUAAGACAAGCGCUCAAUGAGAUUUCGCAGAGGGUUGGGGUGCCUAAGUUUGUUAGAACUUAUGGAGAUCCGUGAGGCAGAUGAAAAGAAGCUGCUAUUAAAGAAGGAAUAACUCCAAUUUAUUUUCAAGGGAUUAAGGAUAAUGAAGCUAUUUUGCUUGAUGUGUCUGUGCUAUCAAACAAUGGACUGACACAUGUAUUAGUGAUUACUGCACACAGUUUGCAGAUAAAGCCUCAUUUAAUUCAGCUCAAAAGUAAUGUCCCUGGCAUCGAGUUUAUAAUAUCAAGCCGAAUCCUUCCUUUGCAGCUAGAAACCAUCACCAGUAACGAAUCAGCUCCUAUUAAAUCCAGGAAUAGAGAAGACAAUACCAGAUUUUCCGAAGUCAAAGAAAUCAACCAAAUUGAUGAAAAAAAAACUUUAGCGAUAAACCAGAUUUGGGCUUAUUUAAAAGAAGAAGCCAGCAAGGGAAAUCUGCUUCACGAAGUCCCGGAGCUUAUUGAAAACUUGAGGUCUCGGCUGAAAACUAAUAGUGACUCUAUCAUAAAAUUAGUAAAAACAGCUGAAAAGAAAAAUGUAAUCCGCUUGACCUCACGAGAACUGGGAGACUCCAGCAUAGAAUUUGCCAGCUUAAAAAUCGAGCAGCUUUCGCUUGACUUAUUGCUGUGGACGCUUAGGUCGCUAAAAGCUGACGAAAUGUUGCCGACUGAAAAAGCGAUCCAAUGCCGCAUGAGGGAAGCUUUUGAUUUAAAGCCGACUGUAGCUCAGUGGGACCAUUUAAUUCAACAAGCCAGAGGUCAUUCCCAUUCUUCGUCAGCUCCAGUAGCUUUUAGUCUGUUUUCGCAGCCGAUUUCAAAUGUCCCGAAAUUCAGUAUCAGAGAAAUAGAUGAGCCUUCAAUCGGUGCCAAAACUUUUUUAAUUUGCGGGGAGUUAUAAAAAAUCCCAAAUUAUCAUAAUUUUUUUUCCUUUUUUUUAAUUUUUUAUGGCAAAGCCAAAUAGAAACAGUAACUUUUAUAUGGAGAAAAAAAUUUCCCUUGGGUUUUUCAUUAAAAUCCUUAAUUUACCCAAGCGGCGAAGAGUGGGUGGCCUUAGACCAGCAUUCUAAAUUUGGUGACUAUUUAAAUCUUAAAGAUACUGAAGACUGACGAGAACUCAUGCAAUUUCUUGAGGACUAUUUUACCUCAAAAAAGCACAAAAAAAGCUUGCAGGAUGAAGAAAUCAGGGUAAUUCCAGGUGGAAGGUACGGAUGUGCGCAGUUUGUGAAACUUUGUGGACCAAGUGCUAUGAGAAGCUGCUCUCUUGGAAAAAUUAGCUAUAUGAUACAGAUAGCAAUAAAUGAAGACUUGUUGAGGUACCAAAGGACUUUGUUAGUGUGGACACCAAGCCAUCAGAGGUCAACCUCGAAAAUAGAAAUUCAGAGAAAAAUGCAGGCGAUUGAAAAAGCUAUAUUAGAGUAUAUUAUUUUAUAAAAGAAAUUUAUUUUUUUUGCAUUUUAGUAAUAACAAUAAAUUGACUAUAGAUAGGAAUAUUUAGAAAAACCGCCUCAUGAGAUUUCGCUAGCACAGCUUCCAUUACUGUUGAAAAGGUCGCUAAAGUUUCAGCUGAAUAUAACAGAGCUUGGCUUCGCCAAGCUAAAAGAUUUACUUCUAGCAAUUCCGUCUGUGUCUGUAGAGCUGAGAGGCACAAACCAUCCAUUUGUGGUAUUAAAUGACAUAAAGCUUACUCCCCCUCCGUUAACGAACAAAACCAUUGGAAAAAUCCCGCGAACAAUAAUUGUUUUAAUAUAAAAAUGUUUUAUAAAAAAAAUAUUUUGAUUAUAAGUGAUAAUUAUUAUAAUGAAAUCUCGAACUAACUCUGUUUAAUUUUAAAAAGCUUGAGUUUUAAAACAUAAAUUUUACAAAUUAAUUAAUAUUUACUUCUCAAUUUUAACGAAUUUUUUUAAAUUUUGAAAAAAAAUUACGAUAAAAUUAUAUAUAAAUUUUAAAAAAAAUAAAUUAACCCCUCCGUGAGCGAAAAACAACUUUUUUGUUCGCUCGCAGCAGGGAAAUUAGGCAAAUUUCUAAUUCUCCUCCUUCUGUUGACCAAAUUUUUAUACUUUUUCGCAUAAUUUCCCACAAUUUUUUUUAAAAAAAAAAUAUAUCCCCAUAUUCUAUUAAUAAAGGAAUAGAUCUUAUUUUCCAAUCCCUCAACGAAAACAAAUUUGGCCUUUCUGAAUCAAAACUCGAGCAGCAACUUCUUGAUAGACUUGGGCAGCCUAUUUCAUGAGCAAGCUAUCAAGUCGCUAAUCUCUGCGAAUUUAUCCAAACUUUUGGCAAAAACCAGCUUGAAAUUAUAAAAACCAAAGAAACCUAUAUGAUCUUUAGAUCAGAAAAUCCGCAUUUUGACUAUUUUUAUUCUCCUUUCAGAGACUCAUUUGGCUCAGCUGUUUUAGAACAGACACAAAAUUCUUCGCCUUCUCCUCAUCCACGGCAUGUCUCAUCAGGCUACGAUGACGGUGUAGGAAUUUCCAAUGAUCUCUUUUCACAUAAUCAUAUGCAAAGGAUAGUAAAUAUAUCAAGUCUGCCAAUGCAGAUUGUAAAACCCGUAGAAGAAGACAAAUCCUGAAGCAUUUACGAGGACUAUUUCAACGCUUCUAAUGAUUUGUCGAGUUCUCUACAAGGUCCAGCGUCUCCUCAUCUUAGCAGUGACAGUGUAAAGUUCAACCCGAGUGCGACUAUUUGGAAUGUCCACAACCGCACCUUAAGUGAAGGCUUAAGUCACGACUCUGACUCCAAGCAUUCGAGGCUUCAUUAUUCAGGAUUUGAAAGUUGGGACUUGAGACCUCCUCCAGGGUUCGAAUAA